This is a messenger RNA of Lodderomyces margitis, 4419 nucleotides long. RefSeq names its product DNA topoisomerase 2 (gene TOP2). Lineage: Eukaryota; Fungi; Ascomycota; Pichiomycetes; Serinales; Debaryomycetaceae. The coding region runs from base 1 to 4419 and encodes 1472 amino acids. Gene Ontology annotation, cellular component: nucleus. Gene Ontology annotation, biological process: sister chromatid segregation; DNA topological change; resolution of meiotic recombination intermediates. Gene Ontology annotation, molecular function: ATP binding; DNA topoisomerase type II (double strand cut, ATP-hydrolyzing) activity; DNA binding. The record is from RefSeq and is a predicted model, not a curated record. The transcript has a single exon.
AUGUCAGAAGCUUCAGAUGAAUCUGAUUACCUUUCUGAAGGCUCGAGCUAUAAUGAAGAAUUCAGCUCAGAAAAGGUGCAAAAGACAAAGCAACAAAAGAAACAACCACUAACAGACACGUCCUUAAACUCUUCUGCCAACGCGUCAACAAAUUCAACUGCAAAAACCUCCAAUGCUUCCGAGACUUAUCAAAAACUUUCUCAGUUGGAGCAUAUUUUAAAGAGACCCGAUACUUAUAUUGGCUCUGUUGAAAAGACCAAAAUGGAAAUGUGGUGUUUUGAUUCGGAGUCGGAGUCAAUGAAGUAUCAGGAAGUCACAAUUGUUCCUGGGCUUUACAAAAUUUUUGAUGAGAUUCUAGUAAAUGCCGCUGAUAACAAGAUUAGAGACCCUUCGAUGAAGAAUAUCAAGGUGAGAAUCGAUCCUGAAAAUAACAUUAUCCAAGUGUUUAACGACGGUAAAGGUAUUCCAGUAGAGAUGCACACCAAGGAAAAAAUGUACAUCCCGGAAUUGAUCUUUGGUAACUUGUUGACAUCUUCGAAUUAUGACGAUGAUCAAAAGAAGGUUACUGGUGGUAGAAAUGGGUUUGGUGCCAAAUUGUGUAACAUCUUUUCCACCCAAUUCGAAGUAGAAACGGCUGAUUUGAACACUGGUAAAUUGUACAAACAAACUUGGACCGACAAUAUGACUAAAGUUGGCAAGCCAAAAAUUACUGCACUAAAGACCAAAAAGGAAUACACCAAGAUCACCUUCAAACCGGACUUGAGUAAAUUCGAAAUGGAUAGCUUGGAUGACGAUUUGUUAUCGGUUUUGCGACGAAGGGUGUACGAUCUAUGCGGUACUGUCAAGAGCUGUAACAUAUACCUCAAUGAUAAACGAUUAGCAGUUAACAGUUUCAAAAGCUAUGUGGAAAUGUACGUCAAAGCAAUAAAGGAAAGAUCUCCCGAGCCUGAAGGAGGAGACACAGCUGUUAUCAAAAACCACACCACAAUCGUGCAUGAAGUAUUCAACGACCGUUGGGAAGUGGCGUUUGCAGUCAGUGAUGGCACAUUCAACCAAGUAAGUUUCGUGAAUUCCAUCGCCACAACAGCUGGUGGCACCCAUGUCAAGUACGUUUCUGAUCAAAUCAUAACCAAAUUGAUUGAAACAUUGUCAAAAAAGGAAAAGGGUAAGAAAAAGUUGAUGAUUAAGCCAAACGAGGUGAGAGACAACAUGUUUAUCUUUAUCAACUGUCUCAUUGAGAACCCUGCAUUUACCUCGCAAACAAAAGAACAACUUACCACGAAAGUGUCUCAAUUUGGUGGUAAAGAAAAAUUUGUUGCUUCCGAUAACUUAAUCGGUCGUAUAUUGAAAACGGGGAUUGCUGAAAAGAUUCGUGACAUUGCCAAUGCCAAUGAAGACAAAGCCUUGCAAAAGGUGGAUGGAAGCAGGAAGCUGCGUAUCAAAGGUCAGGUUAACUUAGUUGAUGCAAAUAAAGCAGGUACAAAGGAUGGUCUAAAAUGUACCUUGAUUCUUACCGAAGGGUUAUCUGCUUUGAACUUGGCUGUGGCCGGGCUCACGGUUAUUGGGAGAGAUUAUUAUGGUUGUUUCCCCUUGCGAGGCAAAUUGCUAAACGUUCGUGAAGCAUCAGCCGAUCAAAUUGCGAAGAAUACCGAAAUCAAUUCGUUGAAACAGAUUAUCGGUCUUCAGCACAAAAAAGCAUACACAGCCGAAAAUAUUAAAUCGUUAAGAUAUGGUCAUAUAAUGAUCAUGACAGAUCAAGAUCAAGAUGGUUCACAUAUAAAGGGAUUGAUUAUCAACUUUUUGGAAACCUCAUUUCCCGGUUUGCUUGAUAUUCCUGGAUUUUUGCUUGAGUUUAUUACGCCAAUCGUCAAGGUAACUGUAAAAGGUCGCGGUGCCAAAAAGGUGAUUCCAUUUUAUAGCAUGCCGGAGUUUGAAGCGUGGAGAGAUGGAGAAGGACAAACGUGCCGCUGGACUCAAAAGUACUACAAGGGGUUGGGUACUUCAACACCAAUGGAAGCACGAGAGUAUUUCACGGCCUUGGAUAAGCACUUGAAGCGAUUCCACGCGUUGCAAGGCGAAGAUAGCAACUACAUUGAUUUGGCAUUUUCGAAAAAGAAGGCCGAUGAACGAAAAGAAUGGUUGCAAAACUUUGUUCCUGGAAACCAGUUGAACCCUGAAUUGAAUGAAAUACCUAUAAGUGAAUUUAUCAAUAAGGAAUUGAUUUUGUUCUCCAUGUCUGACAAUAUCAGAUCUAUCCCGUCUGUACUAGAUGGGUUGAAGCCAGGUCAAAGAAAAGUAUUGUUUGGUUGUUUCAAGAGAAAUCUCAAGAGUGAAAUCAAGGUUGCGCAAUUGGCGGCAUAUGUAAGUGAAAACACUGGAUACCACCAUGGUGAGGUUUCAUUGGUGCAAACAAUCAUUGGGCUUGCGCAGAACUUUGUGGGAUCAAACAACGUCAACAUUUUAAAACCAAAUGGUGCGUUCGGUUCGAGGGCAACUGGUGGUAAGGACGCUGCUGCUGCGAGAUAUAUCUUUACCGAGUUGAAUGAAAUUACCAAGGCAAUUUUCAACCCAUUGGAUAAUCCGAUCUAUAACUACGUGCAAGAUGACGAGCAGACUGUUGAACCACAGUGGUAUUUACCGGUCUUGCCCAUGAUUUUGGUCAAUGGGGCAGAAGGUAUUGGAACUGGGUGGUCAACCAACAUCCCUUCUUUUGACCCAAAGGACAUCGUUGCCAAUUUAAAGAGACUUAUGAAUAAUGAACCAUUGGAAGAGAUGACGCCGUGGUACAAAGGAUGGGAAGGUGAUAUUGAGCCUAUGGGACAACAAAAGUACAAGAUUAGCGGUAGGGUUGAACAAAUUGAUAACAAUACAGUUGAAAUUACUGAAAUCCCAGUAAAGACUUGGACCAACACUGUUAAGGAAUUCUUAUUGGCUGGGUUUGGUAACGAAAAGACACCUGCCUGGAUCAAAGAUAUGGAGGAACAUCAUACGACAUCGAUCAAAUUUAUUGUUAAAUUGAGCGAUGCCGAAAUGGAAAAAGCAUUGAAGGUUGGGUUAUUGGAGAAGUUCAAGUUGGUUUCGUCGGUAAGUUUGGCCAAUAUGGUUGCUUUUGAUCCGUAUGGAAGAAUUAAAAAGUACAACAAUGUGUUUGAAAUCUUGAAAGAUUUUUACUAUGUCCGUUUAGAAUAUUACGAAAAAAGAAAGAACCACAUGCUUGAGAUGUUGCAGCGGAAGUUGUUGAUGAUUUCUGAGCAAGCGAGAUUUGUGAAAAUGAUUAUUGAGAAGGAGUUGUCGGUGGCAAACAAAAAGAAGAAAGACUUGAUUGAAUUGCUCGGGCAGCGAGAUUUCACCAAGUUUACCAAGGACGGUAAGCCAGUUGAAUCAAAGGGUGCCAAUGUGUUUAUCGAUGAAAAUGACUCAGAAGAGGAGAUAGAAAACGAAGGUGAUGUUUCGGCAUUGAACUUGAAGAGAACUGAGGAUCGUGUUGAAGGAGAGCACAAACCAGAUACAAUCUUUUCAUCGUAUGAUUACUUGUUGGGAAUGACAAUCUGGUCCUUGACGCACGAACGGUAUGUCAAACUUUUGAAUGAAAAGUCCGGCUUGCAAAAGGAAUUGGAGAUAUUGAUUGGCAAAUCGGCGGUUGAUUUGUGGAAUCAGGAUUUGGAUGCGUUUAUGAGAGAGUAUGAGUUGUUUUUGGCGAAAGAUGCUGAGGAAAGAGAGCAUUUGUCAAGCAGUGGGAACAAGAAAAAGACAAGAAAGAGGAAAACAGUCAAGUCUGAAUCUGAACCGAUAAAAAAGGUAAAGGUCGAACAAACUGCGCUGGGUGGCCCACUGAAAACAGUUGCUAAACCCAAACAGCCAAAAGUCAAUUCAACUAACGUAGAGGAGGUCUCUACGCCAACAACUUCAUCAACUCCAGUGCCAAACGAAACAAUGGUGAAAAAGGAACCAAGCGACAUUCUUUCAUUUUUUUCUCCUUCAAGUAAGUCCCAAACAAAAGCAAAAGCGACUAGUCAGCCUCCUAAAUCUACAAAGCCCGCCAGACCUGUUGCUAGUUCGAUCUUUGAUUUAGAUUCAGAUGAUGACAUUUUUGAAGUGAGUAGUAGUAGCAAAGAUGUCGAAACAUCCAAGAGCACCACUUCUAACUCAAAGCCAAAGCCAAAGCCAAAGCCAAAGCCAAAGCCAAAACAACAUGUAUUGGAUGAGUUGGACGACUUGGACAUGUUGGGCGAUAAACCACAGAUGUUGGAAAGUAGAAGACGCUCAAGUAGACCACCAGCAAGAGCGAAAACAGUUAGUGUGUUCAGUGAUGAUGAUGAUGAUGAAAAUGAUGGUGCAAUUGCUGAUAACACAAGUGACGCAGUUGAGAUUGACGAAGACGACGACGACGACGACGACGACGAAUAUGAGGAUGAAUAA